Messenger RNA from Carya illinoinensis, 2115 nucleotides. RefSeq names its product RNA polymerase sigma factor sigE, chloroplastic/mitochondrial. The record is from RefSeq and is a predicted model, not a curated record. Bases 341 to 1903 code for a protein of 520 amino acids. Gene Ontology annotation, molecular function: DNA-binding transcription factor activity. Gene Ontology annotation, biological process: regulation of DNA-templated transcription; DNA-templated transcription initiation. Lineage: Eukaryota; Viridiplantae; Streptophyta; Magnoliopsida; Fagales; Juglandaceae. The transcript is spliced from 6 exons.
UCUGCUCCUCUGCUAGCCACGUUAAAGAACUUCCCUAACCCUCCGUAGUCCUUCCACUUGUUUACCUCAUCCACCGUCGAUUCCUGAGGCCCGAAGUCUCCGCUGUUCAUUUUUCAGCAGACAUAUUUUUUUUUUUUUUGUGGUAGCCAUAAUUCACGUCCUUAAUUACGAGUUCCAUACAUAAACUCUCACACUUUUCCUCAUUCUAGAGAUCUGAAACCGGAAAACCUUUUUUUAACUCGACAACUCGGAUCGGGCAGCGUCUCAUCCAGGUGCGUAGGAUCUGGGCUGUAAGGAAGCACUCAAUUCAUCAUUUUAAGCUUUGCUUAGGGAACUUGGCAUGGGAGUUGUGACUGUUUCUAGCUCAGUUUCACGAACUCCGGUUGGAUUGGGCACGAAAUGCUCAGCUCAAAGGUCUACAUUGAAAAGACCCUUGAUUGUAGCAUUCAAAGCAGAUAAGUCCAAUACCACUGGAUUGGUUACAUCCCAGGAGCAAAUCCCUCUGCCCAUAGAAACAGGUAAGGAUCACCAAAAGAGACUAGGAAAAGCUAACAAAAAAUUGAGAAGAGUGAAAGCUGUGCUCACAGAUGAAGCUUCUCCGUGUGCCUUGGAAGUGGAUUACAAUGAAGCCGCCGCCAAGCUCGAAAAUUUAUACAAGCUCACUCCAGCAGCUGAUGCUUCUAAUGAGGAAAACGUAGAUGGCAUGGUGAGGAAAACACGGGGAAGGAGGAGAAAGAGAAAGAUUACUGAAGUUGAUGAAAAGCUGGCGGAGAAGAAAUUAGCCAGUGAUAAUGUGAUCAAGAACCAAACAGAUAAGGUUAAAAGAUUGAGUCUUGAUAAGAGGAUUGCAUUGAAAAAGAAUAAGCAAGACGAAGUGGUUGCGCCAAAACGAAAGAUAAAAGAUAGCAAGGAUGAAAGUGCGAAGAUUGAAAAGCUAGUGAGGGAGUACUCGGCUUCAACUGAUUUGGUUAGCUUGGACUGGAAAAAGAUGAAGAUACCUCCAGUUCUUCCUUCUUCAGAGCAUGCUUGGUUGUUCAAGCUGAUGCAACCCAUGAAGGCACUCCUUCAAGUGAAAGAGAACUUGCAAAAAGAUUUGGGGAAAGAACCAACAGAAGGUGAAUUAGCUGAAGCGACGGAUAUAAACGCAGUUCAAAUACGAAAACUCAUAGAGGUUGGCCGAGCGGCAAGAAGUAAGCUCAUUAAGCACAAUCUGCGGCUCAUUUUGUUUGUAAUCAACAAGUAUUUUCAAGAUUUCUCGAAUGGCCCAAAAUUCCAAGACCUUUGUCAGGCCGGAGUGAAAGGACUUAUUACAGCUGUUGAUCGUUUUGAACCAAAAAGGAAAUUCCGGCUCUCCACAUAUAGUCUUUUUUGGAUCAGGCAUGCCAUUAUACGCUCCAUGACACUCUCCAGCUUUACACGUGUUUCGUUUGGACUUGAAUCGGUUAGAGUUGAAAUUCAGCGAGCCAAACUUGAGUUGUUGUUUGAGCUUCAUAGAUUACCAACAGAGGAAGAGAUAAUAAAAAAAGUUGGGAUCUCCCCUGAGAGGUAUCGUGAAGUUAUGAGAGCCUCGAAACCUGUUGUUUCUCUCCAUUUAAGGCAUCCAAUCACACAAGAAGAGUACAUUAAUGGGAUCACUGAUGUUGAUGGUUGUGGAGGUGAUAACUGGAGGCAACAUGCUCUUCUCAGGCUUGCCCUUGACGAUGUGCUUGAUUCUCUGAAGCCGAAGGAGAGCUUGGUAAUAAGACAAAGAUUCGGACUUGAUGGUAAAGGAGAUAGAACAUUGGGAGAGAUUGCGGGAAACUUAAAUAUUUCGAGAGAAAUGGUUCGGAAGCAUGAAGUUAAGGCUCUCAUGAAGCUCAAGCACCCAGCUCGAGUGGAUUAUCUUCAACAACAUUUAGCAUAAGUGUGUAUAUAUAUAUAAAUAUAUUAAAUACCGUCUCGUACAUAACUCCUCCCUUGUAAUGGUAUCUGAUAACCAAAUCCGUCUGUAUACUAAUGAUCUGUAUUAUAGCGUUUUAAGUUUUAACAACCCAAAUAUUUCUUCCCAAAAAAUAGAAAAUAAAACAUUCCAUGUAACCGUGUUAUACGUGACAUUAAGUAUCUUUUUUUCUUUUA